Benincasa hispida (wax gourd) is the source of this 1482-nucleotide messenger RNA. RefSeq names its product Transmembrane amino acid transporter family protein. Lineage: Eukaryota; Viridiplantae; Streptophyta; Magnoliopsida; Cucurbitales; Cucurbitaceae. The record is from RefSeq and is a predicted model, not a curated record.
AUCCUCCUUUCCUCCUUUCCUCAGCUUUAAAAUGGAACCAGAGAACAACGACAUCGUCCGUGUUGACAAUAUUGAGCCGGUGGGUUCCACCACUACGCCUACGACCGAGGCCACGACUACGACUGCACCGCCUGAAGAAGACAAGCCCCAAUCCCAGCUCAGCAACUGGUUGCCCAUCACGGCCUCCAGGAAAGCCAAAUGGUGGUACUCCGCUUUUCACAAUGUCACCGCCAUGGUCGGCGCCGGCGUUCUCGGCCUGCCAUUUGCCCUCUCUCAGCUUGGAUGGGCUCCUGGAGUGACAGCCAUUGUGAUGUCGUGGAUAAUCACGUUCUACUCGUUGUGGCAACUGGUGGAGUUGCACGAGGCGGCUCCCGGGCGGCGAUUUGACCGUUACCAUGAACUUGGGAUGUAUGCGUUCGGGCCAAAGCUGGGUUAUUGGACUAUAAUGCCUCUUCAACUCACAGUUCAAGUGGCUUCCACCAUUGUGUACACAGUCACCGGCGGGAAGUCGUUGAAGAAGUCAUUCGACCUUAUGUUUCCAGAGGUGUUCAAUAAAAUCCGACAAACCUACUUCAUUCUCUUCUUCACGGCGUUUCAGUUAGUAAUGUCCCAAAGCCCCAAUUUCAAUUCCUUGAAAGGAGUUUCCCUUCUUGCUGCAAUCAUGUCCUUCGCCUACUCCAUGGUAGCUUGCGUUGCAUCAUUCAUCAAAGGAACAGCCGACCACCACAUCCACCAUGUCACCUAUGGGGUUCGAUCCCACACCACCGCAAGCCGGACCUUCGAUGCCUUGAAUGGAAUCGGGACGAUCGCGUUCGCCUUCGCGGGGCACAGCGUGGCUCUAGAAAUACAAGCCACCAUUCCUUCAACCGAAGAGACGCCGUCCAAGAUCCCCAUGUGGCGCGGGGUUUUGGUGGCUUACAUCAUUGUUGCCAUCUGCUACAUCUCCGUUUCUGUUUCAGGAUAUUGGGCCUUUGGGAUCGCUGUUGAAGACGACGUUCUUGUUUCUCUGGAGAAGCCUAAUUGGCUCAUUGCUGCUGCCAACUUCAUGGUCUUUCUCCACGUCAUUGGAAGCUAUCAGGUAUUUGCAAUGCCGGUGUUCGAUACCAUAGAAUCGGCUCUAGUACAAAAGUACGAGUUCAAGCCAAGUCGAACACUGCGACUAAUUGCUCGUAGCAGUUAUGUUGCGCUAGUAGGAUUUGUGGGGAUGUGCAUUCCAUUCUUUGGAGGAUUACUUGGAUUCUUCGGUGGACUAGUGUUUGCUGCCACCUCAUAUUUCGUGCCUUGCAUCAUGUGGUUGCUGAUCAAACGCCCCAAACCAUGGAGCUUCCAUUGGAUUGCAUCUUGGACGGCGACCAUCGUUGGAUUAGCAAUAGCGGUGCUGACCCCAGUUGGUGGACUUCGACAGAUUAUUCUUUCAUUCAAGACCUAUGAGAUUUUUUCUUAGACCUUUUGCUUUUUGGAUUUGAUUUUGUUUGUAUAUAU